AUGACCUGGUCUCUCGACGAAACUGUAUCACAUGAUUCAUCCAUCGUCAAUGAGCGAUGCUGGGAAACUGGGUAUCUCGACGAUCUCAAUGAGAGCCCGUUUUCGCACUCGCAAUACUCCUUUCUCGCUACGAACCAGAACAUGCCUCAUCCAACUCAAGAUCAAGCAAGAAGUGCUAGCAAUACCAAGUACACCUCGCAAUAUUCUGUCGCCGAGGGUAUUGCCGCGGAUAUCCAGCUCAUGGGCCACAGCACCCCAACCCCUUGA
Molecule: messenger RNA, 267 nt
Organism: Penicillium vulpinum
Lineage: Eukaryota; Fungi; Ascomycota; Eurotiomycetes; Eurotiales; Aspergillaceae
Exons: 1
Coding region: 1-267 (88 amino acids)
Source: RefSeq, a predicted model, not a curated record